Molecule: messenger RNA, 2181 nt
Organism: Xenopus laevis (African clawed frog)
Lineage: Eukaryota; Metazoa; Chordata; Amphibia; Anura; Pipidae
Gene: ctbp2l.L
Product: C-terminal binding protein 2 like L homeolog
Exons: 10
Coding region: 171-1484 (437 amino acids)
Biological process (GO): negative regulation of DNA-templated transcription; positive regulation of DNA-templated transcription; regulation of transcription by RNA polymerase II
Cellular component (GO): nucleus
Molecular function (GO): NAD binding; oxidoreductase activity, acting on the CH-OH group of donors, NAD or NADP as acceptor; transcription coactivator activity
Source: RefSeq, a predicted model, not a curated record
AGCCAAAGCUGCUCGGUGAUUAUUUUAGCGAUAACUUCCUGUUUCCUGUUCCAUCCGCGGCUGAGAGCGCGACGGGGUCCGGAGGUGGGGAGGCGAAGACUUGUCUGUCUCUCAUAUUUCUGGCAAAUCAUUUGCUUACUUUGGUCCCGUCAGGUAGCAAGGAGAGAAUAAUGGAUAAACACAAGGUGAAGAGGCAACGUUUGGAUCGAAUCUGUGAAGGUAUUCGACCACCAAUUUUGAAUGGUCCCAUGCCUGCCCGUCCUCUGGUGGCCCUUCUGGAUGGGCGGGACUGCACAGUUGAGAUGCCUGUAUUGAAGGAUGUUGCUACAGUUGCAUUUUGUGAUGCUCAGUCAACACAGGAAAUACAUGAGAAAGUGUUAAGUGAAGCUGUGGGCGCUUUAAUGUAUCACACAAUUUCGCUUUCCCGUGAGGACCUUGAAAAAUUUAAGGCCCUUCGUAUUAUCAUAAGGAUUGGAAGUGGAUAUGAUAAUAUUGAUAUUAAGUCAGCUGCUGAGUUAGGGAUUGCUGUAUGCAACAUUCCCGCUUCCUCUGUGGAGGAGACAGCUGAUUCAACUCUAUGCCAUAUAUUGAAUCUGUACCGACGUGUCACAUGGCUACACCAAGCGAUGAGAGAGGGGAACCGCCCAGCAAGUGUGGAGCAGAUCAGAGAAGUUGCUGGGGGAGCAGCCAGAAUUCGUGGAGAGACCUUAGGCAUCAUAGGGCUUGGUCGGAUAGGGCAAGCUGUGGCUUUGCGUGCCAAAGCAUUUAAUUUCACAGUCAUAUUUUAUGACCCUUACUUACCGGAUGGAGUUGAACGCUCUCUAGGUUUGCAGAGGAUGGCGACCCUUCAGGAGCUAUUAAUGCACAGUGACUGCAUAACAUUGCACUGUAGUCUGAAUGAGCAUAAUCAUCACCUUAUUAAUGACUUCACUAUAAAGCAGAUGCGCCAAGGUUGCUUCUUGGUGAAUACAGCUCGUGGAGGGCUGGUUGAUGAGAAGGCAUUGGCUCAAGCCUUAAAAGAUGGACGAAUCCGUGGGGCUGCUUUAGAUGUUCAUGAAUCUGAACCAUUUAGUUUUUCUCAGGGACCCCUGAAAGAUGCUCCAAAUUUGAUAUGCACCCCUCACUCUGCUUGGUAUAGUGAGCAUGCUUCAAUUGAAGCCAGAGAAGAGGCAGCUAAGGAAAUUCGAAGGGCUAUAGCAGGUCCAAUUCCAGAUGCUUUGCGAAACUGUGUAAAUAAGGAAUAUUUGCUAGCAGCUGUGCAGUGGUCAGGGAUGGAACAGGCUGCCGUUCAUCCUGAACUUAAUGGGGCUUCAAGUUACAGAUUUCCCCCAGGAGUUGUGGGUGUAACAACCACCGGACACCCAUCUGCAAUAGAAGGGCUGGUUGCCUCCUCGCAUCCUCUCAUACCUUCUGUCUCUCACACCCCUUCUCCUGGACAAACCAGCAAACCUGACCCAGACAGAGAAAUUCCUACUGAUCAGUAGCAGAUUAGCUCUACUUUCUGACUCCCGUACCCUUCCCUUUCUCCUGAACUGCCCCUGCCCAUUUUUUUUCCUCCUUUAUUUUUAUCCAAAUUACCACUCCCAUAUUUAUACUGUCUCCCAUUCACUUUGAGGGAGAGAAGGAAUCCAGGUCUUUUCAGCAACUUUACUGUGGUGAAGAAUGGAAUCAUGCUGCAAACCCUGAGGUGCAUCAUCUCUCCUAACAACGGAAAGGAGAAAGUUCUUAUCAGUUUCUGGAAACCUUUAGAUAUUGCCUUUCAACAGAUAAUAUUUUUUAAUCUAUUUAGUUUUAAUUAAAAUACAAUACGGGUGGGUUAUACUUCUUUCUGUGUGCUGGGGCAGGCUGAUCUAAUCUGCUUCCACUAGUUUUGGGAUGUCCAUCCUGUUGCCCUUUGCUGUACUGCAUAUCUCAGAAUUCUUUCAAGUUGAAGUUUGGGAUUUAUAGUUCAACUGUUAGCAAACCACUGUUUGGACAUCCCUCAGCUAAUAAAAGACAGGCUCGGUUGUCUCAGGGAGCUUGAGGCAUGGCCAAUUUUAACAGUAACAGCUGUCUACUUGUCCAAAAUGUACUUUAGCCAUUUCACUCAAUUGUUUUACUCUGGCCUUUCUGUACGAGUUGUUGUUGUUCUCCUCUGGGUUAUUUAUCCAUAGCCAUUAAAAUUCAGUUUAUUUAUUGCUA